UCCAGUAGGCUUUUAGCCUCCGAGCGGAUAACUAUAGAAUUUUAACGAAAGCGCAGUGUUUGUGUUUAACAGUGACCAAAAAAGAAGAAAAAAAGAGAUAUAACUUAUAAAAAAUUCAAAAAGUUGAGAAUUUCAAAUUCAAACAGCUAGAAAGAAAAUUCAACUGAAAAUUUAAAUAAAAGCAUUUAGUAACAACAGCUUAAUAAAAAAAAGGAAAUUUAAAAAAUUAAAAUUAACUCCUAAAAAUUUUGUGUGCCAAAAAAAAAGAAGUAAUAAAAAAAAUCAAUUUUGCCUAAAAGAAAAAAAUCAUAAUUACUCAAUAUUAAAUAUUAAUUAGCCAAUACAGUUGCUAAAAAUACACAUACACUGUAAUAAAUAUUAAUUGAAAAAUAACAUACAUAAUUACAACUCAAAAAAAAAAACAACAUUUAUAAAGUAACUAACAAUUUAAAUUAAAAAAAAAUUUUAAAGUUAUUUUAUUUUUUGUGUUGUUGUUAUUGUUGCUGUAUUUUUUUCGGACAAACCAACGAGUUGCUGACAGUGUAGUGCAGUAUAUAAAGAAUUUUGAAGAAAAAUAAUAUAAAAAUCAUAGCAAAAAAGAAACAAAAAAUAUAUGUAAAAUAUCCCAAAUAAAAGAAAAUAAAUUAAAAGAGCCCAACAAGUAAGCAAAUCAAAAAUAAAGUAAAUUCAUUUGUAAUACAAACAUUUGAAAUAAUAUUGAAAUUGAAAUAGUACACACAGUGCUACACACCGUCAACAAAUUUAUUGUAGUAAGUGAAAACGUAGAAAAAAAUUUCUAAACAAAUAUUCAUGGAAUUCUGGAACAACUAAUAAAAUAAAAUAUCAGCAGAUUGUUUUGAAAAAAAGUUCUUUUGUGUGGCAUAUAGAUAAAAAAGAUGGUCGUGCUGCCUGGCUCGCUGUACUUGAUAGUCAAAUGACAAUAACAUUACGAGGCUGGAUGCAAACUUAGCUCGGUUUAAACUAAGCACUACAGUCUGGCCAAAACAACAACAACAGCAACAACAAAUGCUAGAAAAAAGAAAUAGUUGCAACAGUUAAAAAAAAAUUUAACAGUAGUAGUAGUUUUGUGUGUGUGUUUGACGGCAUUGGAAAGUCCCUUUUAAGUAAAAUGUUGCACUCCUCCGUGCAGGAGCAGAACCAGCAUGGAAAUAACAAUAACAACCACAACAAUAAUAACAACAACCAUAACCACACAACGACAACAACACCAUCAAUGACUUCAGCAAACAGCACAAAUUUGAAUGCCAAUGCUGAGGGCACUAAAACAUCAAACCAAGCCAUAGAGAUACGAUCUUUAGCUGCUUCCCAGCUAGAGCAGCAACACAAUGGGCAGAAAAGCCACAAACAGCAUAACACAGAUAACGAUUCUCUGGCUGGGGCAGAUAGGGCGAGAAGUAGCAGCAUUAAUGCUGCCACAAGGGCGAGGUUAAGGGAAACAUCCUCAAGUACGGGCAGUACAAACUCAAAUAUAAUGCAUUCCAAUGAAGAUUCUGGCAUAGAGGCCAGACAUCGACGAUGUGGUAGCAGUAGUAGUGGUGGCGGCGGCACUGGUAAUAAUGGAUCUCGCAGCAGCCAUCGCCAUCGAAAAACAAGUUCCUCAAGUGCCAAAGCAUCAACAGGAAAUGUAGGGAGCAACGUUGGUGCUGGCUCUUCAACAGCAGCAGCAGCGGCGUCUCCCAAAAAUCCCUACACCAAUACGAGUGAUAUGACGGCGGCUCCCAAAACAGGUGAUGCAUCAUCAUCAACUAAUAUCCAGCAACAGCCUCCAACAACAGCCUCUCAACGUAACUUACAAUCCCACCAACAAAACUCGAAUACAAUUAAAAACAGGUCUUCUAGUAAUCUUAAGAAAAAUGCCCGCGAACGCAGUGACGACGAGAGAGUGAGUAUAGCCAACGAAAGUACGGAAGAGACGACCAGACAUCGUCGCCGUCGUUCGAGACGCAUAAGUAAAAAUACAACAGCAACCUCCUCCUCGUCCUCAUCAUCAUCCACCUCCUCAGGCUCAUCGACGGGUUCCAGUUGUAAUGGCUCCUGUAGUUCUGAUGAUGGUGAUUCGUCCACAUCAUCGGGUGAACCGAAUUUACCGUAUCCUGGCUUUCCGGAAGUGGCCCUAAAGUAUUUCUCGCAAGACACGACACCCAGGAAUUGGUGUCUAAUGCUGAUUACCAAUCCAUGGUUCGAGCGCAUAUCAAUACUGGUGAUAUUAUUAAAUUGCAUAACACUGGGCAUGUAUCAGCCUUGUGUGGACGAUGCCUGUGAAUUUAAUCGCUGUAAAAUACUACAGAUAUUUGAUGACAUUAUUUUCAUUUUCUUUGCGGUGGAAAUGAUCAUUAAAAUGGUGGCCAUGGGUAUUUAUGGUAAAAAUACCUAUUUGGCUGAUUCCUGGAAUCGUUUAGAUUUCUUUAUUGUCUUUGCUGGCCUUUUAGAAUAUGUAGUGCAUGUGAAAAAUUUAAAUUUAACCGCCAUAAGAACAAUACGUGUCCUGAGACCUUUAAGAGCCAUUAAUCGUAUACCAAGUAUGCGUAUUUUGGUUAUGCUUUUACUGGACACCUUACCCAUGUUGGGCAAUGUCUUGCUGUUAUGCUUUUUUGUCUUCUUUAUAUUCGGCAUUAUUGGGGUACAACUUUGGCAAGGUAUUUUAAGACAAAGAUGCGUAUUAGAGGUGCCCGAAGAUAUACGCGUACCGUUGAGGGAACUACCUGAUGAGUACAGAGUUCGAGUCCGUGUUAACUCUGUUUCCUACUACUACGAAUUCUCCAAGGAACAGGAUUAUAUAUGCUCGAUGCCAGAAGAUUCUGGCAUGCAUAUGUGUUCAAAUCUACCGCCAUAUCGAAAUGGACCCAUGGUAUGUACAGAAGCGGCCAUACCCAACUCUAACAAUUUACCAACAAAUACUUCGUGUGUAGAUUGGAACAUUUACUAUUCGGUUUGUAGGCAAACAGGACAGAAUCCAUUUCAGGGAACCAUAUCGUUUGAUAAUAUAGGUAUGGCUUGGGUAGCCAUUUUUUUGGUUAUAUCAUUGGAAGGCUGGACGGAUAUUAUGUACUAUGUACAGGAUGCUCAUAGUUUUUGGGAUUGGAUCUAUUUUGUUUUACUAAUAGUGAUUGGCUCAUUUUUCAUGAUCAACUUGUGUUUGGUAGUCAUUGCCACCCAGUUCAGUGAGACCAAGAAACGUGAAAUGGAGCGUAUGCGUCAAGAACGCGCUCGUUACACUUCCACCUCUACACUGGCCUCCAGCACCAAUAACUCGGAACCGGCCACCUGUUAUGCGGAAAUUGUUAAAUAUAUUGCUCAUCUUUGGCGACGCUUCAAACGACGAAUGUUAAAGAAGUACAGAUUAUAUAAGUACCAACAAAAACAACGCAAAGAAGGUUUAUUACCUAAUGCUGAUAAUUUGACAUUUUCACCGUCACGCAUUAAAAGUCAUCAUCCUAAAUGUCCCAAGUAUGCCAGCAAUCGUAAGCCCUCCAGUAUACAAGAUCAAAUGAUCACGGUAAUGGUGCCGCUUAAUUCCAAUAAUAAUAUCAGUGCCAGUGGUAAUAAUAACAAUCAUACACAUGUUCAACAACAUCAGCAAACACAGCAGCAGAAUCAACAACAAUUGGGAGCACAACAACAACAUUCUACUACACAAACUCCCAGCGGUAUGGUGUCCUUAAUAAAUGGUCUACAUAAUGGCAAUAACAGUCAUAUUAACACACAAACAGCACAAUCACAUCAGCAUCAUUCCUCCUCCGAAAACUCUGAACAAUCAUUAGAAAAUGUGGGUGGAACAGUUGCGACACGCAAUAGCAAUUAUAAAAAGAUCUCCAAUCAAUUAAAACCGGAAGCGGAUAACAAGCAACAACAGAAAACUAUACUUUUGAAAUUUCCCCAAAAUCUUAUGGAAACCGAUCAGUUAAUUCUCCAGCUGGGAACUCUAGGCAAGACACAUCCCUGUACAUCCGGCUUUUUAAGUCCCCCCACAUCAGCCAGUCGCCGACCUUCUGUCAUGUUCAAUGAAUACGUUUUAUUGCACACGCCACCGGCUCUCAAGGAACCGCAAUCAAGUGUUGAGAAAACGGUAUGUUCGUCGGAAAAGAUGACACAGGCCGGCGAUGGCAGCAUCUGGCAAGUAAAUCUACCACAGACUCUGGCCAGCAUUACAAAUCCCUAUGCGGAAUGUUCAGAUCUCGGUAUACACGACGCCAUGACUUGUCAAGAGCUUUUAGCAUUUUCUGUGGCAUUUUCAGCGGCCCUACCCACGGGUCAAAGUACACUGGAAUCGUUUUACUCCUCCUUGGCACGGUGUGAUCCCCAUACAGCCGAGGCUAUUAGAAAUCAACAGAAUAUAGAAAACUCCAACAACCUGGCCUUGCAGCAACACAAUCAGCUACAGCAACAGCAGCAAUUGCAGCAGCAAAAGCAUUUCUCGGAACAAGGUAAAAAACCUUUCGAUGCUCUUAACUCAAAUGGUGGCGGUGCAGUUUGUGGUAACGCACCCCCAGCCAGUACCGGUAAUUGUAUGGAGGACUAUUCUUGCUGCUAUGACCUGUAUCAAAAUGCUCUUUCACCACUGGAUGACAAAAGAAAAAAACGCUCCCGUCUAAUGAAAAUCAUUAUUGCCGCCUAUCGCUGCAUAAUGCGUGUAUGCGGCACUGGCAGGCGUUAUAUUAAACGUUUAGUGGAGCAUAAAUACUUCCAGCAGGGCAUUUUGCUGGCCAUACUCAUUAAUACUCUAUCCAUGGGCAUAGAAUAUCACAAACAACCCGAAGAGUUAACUGUCAUAGUGGAGACCAGCAAUAUUGUUUUCUCUGCCAUAUUUGCGGUGGAAAUGUUACUAAAAGUGGUGGCUGAAGGACCAUUUCGUUAUAUAGCCAAUGGUUUCAAUGUAUUCGAUGGUGUUAUAGUCAUUUUAAGUGCCAUUGAAAUCUGUCAACAAUUCGCCGGCAAUGGCACAGGAGGUGGCGGUGGCUCCGGUCUAUCGGUUUUACGCACAUUUCGUUUAUUGCGUAUUUUGAAAUUGGUACGUUUUAUGCCCAACUUGAGACGUCAAUUAUUUGUCAUGCUGCGCACCAUGGACAAUGUGGCCGUAUUCUUUUCCCUGCUUGUGCUUUUCAUAUUCAUUUUUAGCAUACUGGGCAUGUAUUUGUUCGGCGGUAAGUUUUGCAAAUUUAUGGAUGAAACUGGACUCGAACGCGAAUGUACGUGUCCCGAAAUAAUCAGCAAACAUCCUCAGUGUGAAUGUGAUCGUAAGCACUUCAACAAUAUACUCUGGGCCACCGUAACCGUCUUUCAAAUUCUAACACAAGAAGACUGGAAUGUUGUACUAUUCAACGGCAUGGAAAAGACAAGUCAUUGGGCUGCAUUAUAUUUUGUGGCCUUAAUGACAUUUGGCAAUUAUGUGCUCUUUAACCUAUUGGUCGCCAUUUUGGUUGAGGGAUUCAGUUCAGAGCGAAAUGAACGUCGCGAACGUGAACAACGAGAAUUGGUUAAGAAAUUGCGUGAGGAAACAUUGGCCGAAAAUUAUAGCGAUGCUAUGUAUGAUGAAUCGCACAGUGAAGUCGAUUCAUCAUCGACCAAUGAGAGUUACUAUGAGGUUCGCAAUCGUUGGCAUAGUGCCGAAGACAUACGCAAGGAGGCAGCCGAAAUGUUUUUGGAAUCAAAGAAUAAUAUGCAAAAGCAGCGAUUGCAGCAACCUGCCAGUCGAGAUCAUCAAAUAAAAGAAGUUUCAUCUUCAGCCUCUACUAAUAAUCCCUUAAGUAGUAAUAAUCGAAAAUCAUCAGAAAAAGAUUUACACAAACCUACUGCUCUUGGUAGUGUUGGUGUAGGUGCUGCAAGUGGGGUACCUAUUAGUUCCUCCAUUAUUAGCGAUGAAGAUCGUAGAGGACUAAAAAAGACAUAUUCCAUAAGAGAUAGACGUGCUGAUGUUCCUCGUUUAGCCAAAAUUCGACCUAUACGUGAACCUCCUAUUAUAACCACAACUGCUGCUACACCUCAGGACUCGCCAAAUACUACUCUGGAAACAGGCACAACUUUUAGAAACUGGGGUCCACCAGACUCUGAUUCUACAGAGAGUCCUGUUUCACCCUCACUCCUAAGGCCACCUACCAUAUUCAGCGCUCAACGUUCUCUCGACGAAGGCAUUCCAUCAAUAGAUCUUAUUCCACCAUCUCCCGUCUUGCCUCACAAACAGCACAUUAAUAUUUUAAAUGCCAGCCAAUUGGAAAGCAAUACAAACAAUUCCUUAAAUAAUUUUGGUCAGGCUGGAGCCAAUACUUCUUUGCUGUCCUCGUCACUUAACGGUAGUGGUGGUAUGCAAAGUGUCAUUAUAGAUGACAUUUCGAAAAAUUCAAACUCGGCUUCAGGUCCUAUUUAUGUACCCACAAUAUCUUCAACUGCAGCCAAACUUCAGUUACCUACAUAUGCACACACCAGAGGUGAAAGCAGUUCGUCAACAGGCCCAGCAGUCUUAUCAACUCAAGCCAGUACUUUGAGCUCAAAUGCUCAGGAAUCUGCCGAACCAUUGCAAAGAUUGCCUAGUCUUAAACGUUUUCGUCGUUCCAGUUCAAAGAGAAAGAAGGCUGAUAUUCUAACUGCCGAAGAUGUAGAACACCAACUCAAUAAUGGCAGUGACAAUUCCUGCUUAUUAACAGAUAGUCCUUCGGUAAGAGCGGAGGCCUUCCUAAAACCUAGCACGCCAAAUUUAUCUGUUAAAAGUAAGGAGACCAAUCGCUUAAGUCCUCAGAACUCUAUUAGACGCUUGUCAACAUCACUGAGUAUUGGCAGUGGGCCCGGCAGUAGGCGUGCUUCGGCUUGUCUCUUCAACUCUCACAUGUAUCAAAAUCUUAAUCAACCCUCAAAGUUACACAGUGCCCCUGGCAAGCGUAGAAUGUCUUCUAUAGAACUGGCAUUUACGAAAACAUCCCACCUGAAUCUGCACAACUUGGAACCAUCUCGCAAGUCUCUGUCCUAUACUAACUCUAAAUUGGAUUUGGACAAAUGGCAGAAAAACUAUGCAUGUGUUGGUGAAACCGAUAUGUUGCAGCAGUACAUGCAAGAGCGUGAAAGACGUAAAAACUCAAUUAGUCAGUAUCCCAAGAAGAUCAUUGAAGAAACUAAGGAUCAACAACAUUCCACAGUAUCGCAUUCAGAACGUAUGUCUAAAAUAAAAAUUCUUAUUGAAAGACUUGCACCUCACGACUUCACCAACGAACGCAGAACAUAUUCGCUCUACAUAUUUCCCGAGAAUAACAGGUUCCGUCGAAUUUGUAUUUGGUUUGUUAAUCAAAAAUGGUUUGACAACGUCGUUUUGCUGUUCAUUGCUCUCAAUUGCAUAACUUUGGCAAUGGAGCGACCCAAUAUACCACCAUACAGUACUGAAAGACUCUUUUUGUCAACAGCGAAUUAUGUUUUUACAGCCGUUUUCACCUUGGAAAUGAUCAUUAAGGUUGUGGCUACUGGUAUGUUUUAUGGCCCAGAUGCCUACUUUACAUCUGGCUGGAAUAUAAUGGAUGGAUCACUGGUAACGAUUUCAAUCAUUGACCUCUUAAUGUCACUGAUUAGUCAAUCUAGCCCAAGGAUAUUUGGGAUUUUAAGGGUGUUUCGACUACUUCGUUCCCUACGGCCGCUACGUGUUAUCAACCGAGCCCCGGGUUUGAAAUUAGUCGUGCAAACGCUCUUAUCGUCCCUUCGACCUAUUGGCAAUAUUGUGCUCAUUUGUUGCACAUUCUUCAUUAUAUUUGGCAUUCUGGGCGUGCAGCUAUUCAAGGGUACAUUCUACUUUUGCGAGGGCGAAAACAUUAAAAACGUUCGCAACAUGUCUGACUGCCUUAGCAUACCGGGUAAUGCUUGGGUCAAUAGAAAAUACAAUUUCGAUGAUUUGGGUAAGGCACUUAUGUCGUUGUUUGUCCUGAGUUCGCGCGAUGGUUGGGUCAACAUAAUGUACACCGGACUUGAUGCAGUAGGUAUUGAUCAGCAACCGAUUGUCAACUACAAUGAGUGGCGUUUGCUGUACUUCAUUGCAUUUAUAUUGCUCGUUGGAUUCUUUGUACUCAACAUGUUUGUGGGAGUCGUUGUCGAGAAUUUUCAUCGCUGUCGCGAAGAGCAAGAAAAAGAGGAGAAAAUACGUCGUGCUGCCAAACGAGCCCUGCAAAUGGAAAAGAAACGAAGACGAAUGCACGAGCCUCCUUACUACAUCAAUUACUCGCCUUCACGCAUGUUUGUUCAUAACGUAGUCACAUCGAAAUACUUUGACUUGGCCAUAGCGGCAGUCAUUGGCCUGAACGUUGUCACUAUGGCCAUGGAAUAUCAUAGAAUGCGGGCGGAGUUGCAGUAUGCAUUAAAAAUAUUUAAUUACUUUUUUACCGCUGUGUUCAUACUCGAAGCCAAUAUGAAAUUGGUAGCCUUGGGAUGGCAUCUGUACCUGAAGGACAAGUGGAACCAAUUGGAUGUCAGUAUUGUUCUAUUGUCCAUUGUCGGCAUUGUUUUGGAAGAACUAAAUACGAAAAAGUUACCAAUCAACCCCACAAUAAUGCGAGUGAUGCGUGUGUUGCGUAUAGCAAGAGUGUUGAAACUGUUGAAAAUGGCCAAGGGAAUACGAGCUUUGCUGGACACGGUGAUGCAAGCGUUGCCACAAGUUGGCAAUUUGGGCCUGCUCUUUUUCCUGUUGUUCUUUAUUUUCGCUGCUCUCGGCGUAGAACUCUUCGGAAGACUCGAGUGCUCCGAAGAGAUUCCAUGUCAGGGCUUGGGCGAACAUGCACAUUUCGCCAAUUUCGGGAUGGCUUUCCUCACAUUGUUUCGCGUAGCGACUGGCGAUAAUUGGAACGGCAUCAUGAAAGACACAUUGAGGAAUAACUGUGAUGACGCACCGGAUUGCGUACGCAACUGUUGCGUUAGCUCGGUUAUUGCUCCCAUCUUUUUUGUGAUAUUCGUGCUAAUGGCGCAAUUCGUUUUAGUGAACGUCGUCGUGGCUGUACUGAUGAAACACCUCGAGGAGAGCCACAAACAAAUGGAAGACGAAAUGGAUAUGGAAGUCGAACUCGAACGCGAACUAGUGCGUGAACAGGAGUUUGAGCAGGAACAAAAACUUUGCGAACAACUGCAACAGCAAACAAAACCGCCUGCGCCAGCCCAACGUCAACUGGGCAAAGUCAAAUCACUGCCAAUGAACUUUACCUACAACACCCCGUCUCUGGAGAAAAAGUUUACCGGUGUCCUAAACGCCACCAGCAAUCGCCGUCAGACGGUCCAGUACUUUAACCAACAGAACGGUCUGGGCCUCGCAGAGAUGGGUGGUGCUUUCAAGACACAAGCUCUGACACAACUAAUCCCUGAGUCGGCCACAACCGAAGAGAACAGUUUCGACUCCAAACUACAAAUACCUCCCACAGCAAGACGUGGACGACGUUGCUCGACAGCUUUGCGUAAACGUGGCACGCUAACGAAAGAACGAUCUCUGGACGAACAAGCCAUUCGUCGUCGUACCCUCGAAUCGAAGCGUAUGAGUUCCGAUUCUUUGCCUUGGGGAGGCGAUGUCGUUGAUUUUCGCAGUGGCACUAUCUUCGAGAGUCUAGAAUCGGACGGCAGUCCUUCCUCCACAUACGACGUGCACAGCAUACGCAGCGAAGAAGUUCCACGCAGCGUAUCCGAUGUAGCCAGCAUCGUUAGCGCAGUUGUAAGUGAAAAACCGCCCAGUGCGGCUACAUCGAGUGCUACCACAACGAGGCGACCAUACGGUCGUUCCCUCUCAACCGAUCCCACUUUUAUGGGUCCUGCACGCACAAAUCUACUCUCUGUACCACGUUCCAUGCCACCACGUAGUCGCAGCGGCAGUACAAAGCAACUUUUCAAACAACAAGCCCUCGACGAAGAUCCCGAUAUGGACGAGAGCUCCUUGCUGCUGCCAGUGGUCAUGGAAAGUGGAACUGAUGCCAAUACUACGGCUCAAAAUGAAAAUAAAGCCAGCAACGAUGCAAACGGUCGUUUAUCCGCAGAUAUUGCAAUAGUCGAAGGUCUGAGCAAAUCUGAUUCGGCCGAAAUAUUACGAAUUAUAUCAGAACGUCGACGCAUGGAUCAACGUGACAACAGCGGUAAUGAAGAUUCCGACUAUAAUGAAUUAUUACUAGUCAAAUCUCCUCAGUCAUCUAUAGAUGGCUAGCUCAAGAAUUUAUAUAUUUAACGACAACAUCAUUUAUGUCAAUGUCAUCAGCAUGUAUCAAUCACAAUACAUACAAUACCUGCGGGCUCACAACUUUUCACAUUUAAAUGUCAAUUCUACUGCAAAAUCAUGUUCAUACUCAGUCUUAAGUUUUCAAAACAAUUCUUAUUAAUAAUGGUUUUCAUUGCUAAAAGAAGAUAGUGUAUAAUGCGAUACAAUAAGACAAAUUCUAAUCAACAUCAUUAGCAGCAGUAUCAUCAACUCUCUGUGAUUAGUUAAAUAAUUAAUUAUAAAUACUAAAAGAUUUUCCUGCAUUAUAUGUAACGCAAUUGCUAGAUUAUUUAGAUAGAGCGAAGAAAAACGAACGACCAAUUUAACGAACGAACGAGAUAAUCAAGUGAAAGGGUCUUAUAUGUAGCUAACAGUAUGUGUGUGUCUAGAGAGUCUAGUUGUAAAGUAUAAAUAGCUACUACAGUGUACAUAUUAAAGUUAUAAAUUAAAAGGAUUUAAGAUUGUUCUUUCUAAAGCACUGCUUCUUCUACUAAAUUGUAUAAUCUUAAGGAUAAGCUAAAGUACCUUCUAUAGUUGAAGUCUUCUAAACGUGUUACGUUACCUUUAACAAAUUACUUCUUAUAAAGAAAAUUUUAUUAAUUUUCUUUUGACGUACUAUGUAUGUAUUUAAAAUAGGUUAGUAUAGAGAAUUUUAAUGAACUUAAAAUCAAGAGCGUUAGUAACAGGAAACCAAAACGUGAGUUUUUUCAUUUUAAGUAUUUUCCUUCAAUAAAAAAUACUUUUUAAUAUUUAAACAUAUAGAGUGAAAAGAGCUGCUUUGUUGAAACAUAUAAACUUGGUUAACAUUAAUACUAUUGUGUAGCGUUAUUUAGUUGCAAUAUUUGUCAUACAUAUACAUUAAAGAAAAUGUUUAUUAAAUUUAUGGCAAAAACAUUAACGAAACAAUUAUUAAUUAUGGUAAACAAGAAAAAAAAAAAACAAAAUAAUAAUUACAACAAUUAGCUGUUAAAACGAGUUUAUAUUUUAAAUAGUAGAACAACAAAACAAAAAUAUUUAAAAACAAAAACGCAUUUAUAUUGAAAAUUUUUAAUAUAAGAAAAAUAUUGACAAAAAAAACAGCAAGUGAGUAUAUGCAUAAUUGUAUUAAAAAAAAAUAAAAAGAAAACAUCCUACAUUUGCAUGUUUAGUUUUAGAAAAGUUGAAAAAAAUUAGAAAUUUGUUUAAAAAAACAUUAAAUUUUAAACAAUAUUGUUUAAGUUAUAUAAAAGUAAAUACAUUUUUAAUGAGUUACUAGGUUCGAUGGAGGAGUUUUUUUAACUGUUUAAUUUAUAUAAAACUCUUUUAUAGUUUUUAAUAAAAAGAAAAUUUAAAUAAAAAUUUGAUAAAUAUAUUUAAACAAAGAAAAACUUUAAAUAAUUUGAAACUUUUUCUAACAAAUUUUCAUAAAAACAGUUUAUUUCAAUUUUUUAUUUUUGACAAAAUAGUUUUAUAAUUUGUUUAACAUUUCAAUUUUAAAAUUAACUCCAUUAAAAUCGAACCUUUAAAACACAAAUUAAAUAAAAAACAUUAACUUCAGGCAGUUGCUUAAACUGUGAUUUUUUAUGAAUGUCUUAAGGCUGCCAAGAAGGAAGUUUGUAAAAAAUUGUUUAAAUCAUUAAAAAUAAAGAAACAAAACCCAAACUAAAACUAAAUAUAAAAAAAGGAAACACUACAACAAUUUAAAUUAUCAACGAAUUGUGAAAUUAAAAAAAAAAAACAAAAAGCAAUUUCUUUUUAUAUAAAAAUCUGUCUAUAUAUAAAUGCAAAAUAAGAAAAUGAAAAAAACACUGUCAAUUCUUUAUCAUAAAUAAACUAUUAUAUACAUAUAAACUAAAAAAACAAUUUACAAAAAAAAACUUACUCGCUCUUUCACACUACACUAUCUAACUAAUUUACACUCAAAACUAUUUUUAUGUCUAUAACUCUUUAACUCACUUUUACCUUGUAACUAAUUCUUUUUUUAUAUUUAAACUAAAAAAAAACUUUUAAACAAAAUUGUAAAUUAUUAAACGAAAAACAAAAUAAAAAAACUCUUAUACUUUUGACUUUACUAUACACAUAACUCUUUAUACGUUAGGAUAUGUUUUACAAUAAAUUUUAUAUAAAACAAAUACUAAAAACAUACUUUCACACAUACACACACACACACACUUACAAAACUCAUUUAUACAUACACAUGUACACUCAAUAUAAUACAUACUUUCAUAUACUAUAUAGUAGAUAUGUAUGUAUGUUAUAAUAAAUAUGUACUAUUUUGUAUAUAAUAGAUAAUUUCUUCUGUGCCUUCUUUUCCUUAACGAUCGAUCAAUCUAUUAUAACAAAAGAAAAAUUUAAAUAAACAACAACAAACUUAAGAAACAAAGCAACAAUACUACACUUCCAAAACCUGAUCUACAAAAUUUUCAAAAUUUCAUUUAUUAAAAAAAAACGCAGUUGAAUUUUAAAUUAAAAUCUAUAAAAACUCUGUUUAAGUUUAAAUUGUUUAGGGAAUUUGUUACUUUAAAAAUACAUAAUUAAAAGCAAUGCUGGAUUAAUAAAUAUAUUUUUUGUUAAACUUUUAGUUUGUUUUAAUUAAACUAUUUUAAAAAGUUUUUGCUUUUAACUUUUAACUGCAAAUGUUUGUUUCUUAAAGUUUAUUUAAUUUAUUAUUUAAGUUUUUAGCUGCUUUUUCUUCCCACCCUUUAAUUAUUAAAAAUAUAAAAUUUCUUUUUUUUUCUUGCAUUUUAAACUGCUUCAAAAUUAAUACAUUGCAAAAUCUUGUUGAUUAAUUAUUAGGAAUUAAAAAUUUAAAAAGUAAACAAAAAAUUUAAAAAUUAAAUUUUAAUUAAAAAAAAUUAGCAAUGAAACAAACAAUGUUGUAUUAAGUAAAUUAUUUAUGAAAUUGUUUAGUUUAGCAUAUAAAAACCCAAAAAAUAAAAAAAAUAAUGAAAAUAAAAAAACUAAUGGAACAAGAAUUGUUUAACUAAUAAAAAAAAAGUAUAAAUAUUUAAAAAUAAGUAAAACAACAACUACAAUAAUUAUGUAAACCACAUUGAGAAAUUGUUAAAUAACAAAGAAAAGAAAAAAAACAAAAACAACAAAUUAUUAUAAAAUAAAUUAUAUUAAAAACUAGGAGU
Messenger RNA from Lucilia sericata (common green bottle fly), 13329 nucleotides. It is a transcript of the gene Ca-alpha1T, whose product is annotated as voltage-dependent T-type calcium channel subunit alpha-1G. NCBI's taxonomy places the organism in Eukaryota, Metazoa, Arthropoda, Insecta, Diptera, Calliphoridae. Gene Ontology annotation, cellular component: voltage-gated sodium channel complex; plasma membrane; neuron projection. Gene Ontology annotation, molecular function: voltage-gated sodium channel activity; low voltage-gated calcium channel activity. Gene Ontology annotation, biological process: membrane depolarization during action potential; calcium ion transmembrane transport; neuronal action potential. The transcript has 25 exons. The coding region runs from base 1130 to 10162 and encodes 3010 amino acids. The record is from RefSeq and is a predicted model, not a curated record.